This is a messenger RNA of Lasiosphaeria miniovina, 1894 nucleotides long. RefSeq lists its product as uncharacterized. Lineage: Eukaryota; Fungi; Ascomycota; Sordariomycetes; Sordariales; Lasiosphaeriaceae. Gene Ontology annotation, cellular component: intracellular membrane-bounded organelle; cytosol; membrane. Gene Ontology annotation, molecular function: oxysterol binding. The record is from RefSeq and is a predicted model, not a curated record. The transcript has 2 exons. Bases 460 to 1647 code for a protein of 395 amino acids.
GCGUAUCACAGGUCUUGGCCGCCACGCCGUGUGCAGCCAGACAACCGCUAUCGGCUUGUGAUUGCGGCCAGUGAAUGGAACAAAUAGCACAGGGUGCGCCUUUGUCCAACAACAAGGGCAUUGAAGAGUACCCAGGAUUUGCUUCGUGCAGAUUCGCCCACAAAUACUUUUUCGUCCGAUUUCCCGCCAAGCCCUGAUCGUCAUCCUGGCAUUGAGACAAAGGUGAAACAAAGCUCUCGCCUCAGCAAAAAGCAAGCGCCACCUAAUCACAAAGCGAUCUAGAUCGCCUUUUUGACCUUUUCACUCCUAAAUAACCUUUAAGAGCUUCGCCGCGCCAUUCUCCGCGCGGGCGCCGAUUGUGAAUUCGCACCACCCCCACCUCGAGCUCCAAAUACAACCGCAAACGCCGUAUCAUUCACAUUUCACCGGCAUUAACAGUGAACAUCGUCAUCCACAAAAAUGGACGGCAAAUCUGUCUCCUCCCGUUUGCGUGAGCUCGUCAAAUUCCUCGCCACAGUGCAAGGUGACCUCUCCAAUGUCACAGGGCCACCGUCACUGCUGGCCCCGUCGUCGGUCGUCGAGGCUGGGCAGUGCUGGGCGGAGCGGCCGGCCGUGUUCGCCGCGCCGGCGCUCGAGCCCGACGUCGAGAAGCGCUCCCUGCUCGUGCUCAAGUGGUUCCUGACGUCGCUGCGGAGCCAGCUCUACGUGGCCGGCGCGCCGGGCAUCAGCAUCCGCAAGCCGCUCAACGCCUUCCUCGGCGAGCUGUUCCUAGCCUCGUGGACCGACGCCGAGGCCAAGGCGUCGACCAGCAUCGUGGCCGAGCAGGUCAGCCACCACCCGCCCAUCACGGCCAUGCACGUGGCCGACAAGGGCAACGGCAUCCGCGCCGACGGCUACGCCCGCGUCGAGAUGACCUUCAACGGCAGCGUCAACAUCCGCCAGGUCGGCCACGCUGUGCUGCACAUCGACCGCUACGACGAGGACUACCUGGUCCCCCUGCCCGACGUCAAGGUUCGUGGCUUCCUCUCGGGUUGCAUGUACCCCGAGAUCACGGGCACCUACACCAUCGCGGCGAGCUCGGGCUUCGUCGCCGAGGUGCGCUUCUCGGGCGAGGGCCUGAUCCGCGGCAAGCGCAACGCCUUCGAGGCGCGCGUGUUCCGCAAGGACGACGCUGCUAAGCGCAGCAUCUACGAGGUGUCGGGCAUAUGGAGCGACGGGUGGACGGCCAAGGACGCGCGCACGGGCGAAGUGAUGGAGAAGUACGUCGUCGACGCGCCCGAGAACGCCACCGCGCCCAUGUCCGUCGACCCCGUCGACGCGCAGGACCCCUGGGAGUCGCGCCGCGCCUGGGGCGGCGUGCUCAGCGGCAUGGCCGCCGGCGACAUGCGCACCGUGCUGGCCGAGAAGACGCGCAUCGAGCAGGCCCAGCGGCAGAUGCGGGCCUGCGAGGCCGCCACGGGACAUGUCUGGCGCCCGCUGCUGUUCCGCAGCCUCGCCCCCGAAGACCACGCCGUGUUCCAUACUCUAAGCGAGGGCAUUCCGGUGCAGCUCAACUCGGACAAGACGAAUGGCGUGUGGCGCAUUGAAGACGGGUGUGUCGACAGCGUGCAGCGGCCGUUUAGGGGCGAGCUGACGCCGCUCGGUUGAGUGUGAAGGGGGGCUUUUUUUUCUGUCUAUCAUUUAGGUUUGCCCAUUUGAUCAUUUAGCAAGGCGUUGGAGGUCUGGACAUUUACCACCGCUAGAUUAGACCACGGUUGCAUGACUCGGCGUCAUCACUAGCAUUGCAUAUUGCAUAUUUGCAUUUUAUAUUGCAUUAAUUAGCAAAAAAUAGUGCAAAUUAAUGAACCUGGAGCUAUCUUGUCAUCGCCUCGGGGAACUCGACCUCGCUAGCUAC